Amborella trichopoda is the source of this 1504-nucleotide messenger RNA. RefSeq lists its product as uncharacterized. Gene Ontology annotation, molecular function: protein binding. The record is from RefSeq and is a predicted model, not a curated record. Gene Ontology annotation, cellular component: glycosylphosphatidylinositol-N-acetylglucosaminyltransferase (GPI-GnT) complex. Gene Ontology annotation, biological process: GPI anchor biosynthetic process. NCBI's taxonomy places the organism in Eukaryota, Viridiplantae, Streptophyta, Magnoliopsida, Amborellales, Amborellaceae.
UUCCUCUCUGAGGAUGAUAAAUUGCGUGGCGUUUUCAUACAAAAACUCAAAGGAAAAGCUUCUAUCGAAGCUGCACUUUCCUCUACGAAAGUCAAUGUCACAUCAGAUGUUGUUUACAGAGUUUUGAAUAAGGGGAAUUUAGGUGGAGAGGCCAUGGUCACUUUCUUUUCAUGGGCAAUAACACAACCUAGUUGCCCCAAGGACCUGCAAAAUUACAAUAUUCUACUUAGAUCACUGGGUAGAAGGAAAUAUUUUGAUCAUAUGGAGAGGGUUUUGCACCAUAUGAACAAAGAAGGCCCAAAACCUAGCCUUGAGACUAUGUUAAUUGUGAUGGGAAGCUAUUCUAGGGCUCAUCGAGUAUCCAAAGCAAUUCAGUAUUUUGAAAAUUUGGAGGAGUUUGGUUUACCCUCUGAUACUGGUGCUUUCAAUGUGUUCCUUAAGAGUUUAUCUGAAAGAGGGCAUGUAAGAGUGGCAACUUCUCUUCUACACACAUUUGAAGGCAAGAUUCCCUUCGAUACCACAACAUAUACUAUACUAAUCGGUGGGUGGUCCAGAUUGGGUCGAAUAAGUGAAACCGAGAAAAUUUGGGCUGCAAUGCUUUCUAAUGGAUUUCAACCUGAUUGUUCUACUUUUAAUUAUUUGCUUGAAGGUUUGGGUAGGGCGGGGAGAAUUGAUAAUGCCAUAGCGGUCUUUGAGAGCAUGGGAGAAAAAGGUUGUCCCCCAAAUACCUCUAGCUACAAUGCAAUGAUAUGUAAUUUUAUUUCUUGUGGUGCCUUAAAUGAAUGUGUAAAAUACUAUGCUACUAUGUCUGAAAAACAUUGUGCACCAGAUAUUGUUACUUAUACCAAAAUGAUUGGAGCUUUUAUAAAGGUUUGUAGAGUUGCUGAUGCCUUAGAAAUGUUUGAUUCCAUGUUGGGAAGAGGGGUAAUUCCCAGCACUGGAACAUUAACAUCUUUCAUUGAACCAUUAUGCAAAUUUGGUCCACCUCAUGCUGCCUUGGAAAUUUAUAGGAAGGCAAAAAAGGUGGGUUGCAAGUUCUCAGUUAAAGCAUAUAAAUUGUUGCUUGGCCGAUUAGCUAGGUUUGGGAAAUGUGGAACUGUGUUGAGAGUUUGGGAUGACAUGAGGACAGAUGGGCAUUCUUCUGACAAAGAGGUUUAUGAGUGUGUUAUUGAUGGAUUUUGUAAUAUAGGUCAGCUGGACAAUGCAGUGCUCGCUUUGGAGGAGGCACUGAGCUUAGGGUUUUGCCCCAACAAAGUCAUAUACAGCAAGCUCAACUGCAAGUUGUUGGAUGCAAGUAAAGUUGAGUUGGCCUACAAGCUUUAUGUGAAGAUAAAAGAAGCACGUAGAAAUGAACUUUCCAGGAAGUAUUGGUUUGCAAAUGGUUGGCAUUUCUGAGAAGGAAGACUCCUUUCACGGGCGUUUUCUGCUAAUUGAUAUGUAAUUCAGUGGGUGAAUCUCCAUAUUACAAAGGGUUUGACCAAUCAACACCUAUACCAUGUCUGAA